AUGAGCCAGAGAGAUUACAGUGAGGGCGCGGCGUUCCCGUUAGUUGCGGUUGCCAUUGACAAGGACAAAGGGAGCCAAAAUGCAUUGAAGUGGGCUCUAGACAACAUCAUCUCUAGAGGCCAAACCAUUACCCUCAUCCAUGUUAAUACCGGCAAGACACCUUCUUCGGGGCUUCAAGAGGAUUCUGCAAAUGGCGCGAGGGACAUAUUCAUUCCCUUCAGAAUUUUCUGCAAAAGAAAAGAUGUACACUGCAAAGACAUAAUACUGGAUGAAACUGAUGUAGCAAAGGCAGUUAUAGAAUUCAUCUCACAUGCUGCAAUCGAAAAGCUCGCCGUUGGGGCGCCAUCAAGAGGUUUUGUCAGAUUUAAAGGCACAGAUGUAUCAACCAGUAUUUCAAGAAAUGCACCCGAUUUUUGCACCGUCUAUGUAAUCUCGAAAGGUAAGGUGUCUUCCCAGCGGAAUGCAGUUCGAGCCGCACCAGCUGUGUCGCCGCUCCGUGCUCAAAUCCAAAACCAAUCAAGUAUCAAACCCGACUUAGUAAACCAACAAAGUUUAAAUGCAACGAAAGCUGAGGCAGCAUGGGAGACUCGGAAUCCGUACACUGAGAAGGAUUCGAUCAGAAGUAUACCAUUCUUAGUCAUUGUAACAUUGACAAGGCUUUCUCUGAACAUGCAGGAAGAUAUAGAAGCCGAGAUGAAGAGGCUGCGGCUAGAACUUAAGCAAACUAUGGAUAUGUACAGUACAGCCUGCAGAGAAGCACUUGUGGCUAAACAAAAGGCAAUGGAGCUCCACCGGUGGAAGCUGGAGGAAGCACACCGGCUGGGAGAAGCUCGGCUGGCGGAAGAAGCAGCUUUGGCGUUAGCUGAGAAAGAGAGGACAAAGUGCAUGGCGGCACUGGAAGCAGCCGAAGCCUCGAAGAGGAUCGCAGAGUUAGAAGCACAAAAACGAAUCAAUGCAGAGAAAAAAGCACUUCAAGAAUCCGAAGAGAAGAAGAAGGCGCUCUCUGCUUUGGCACAGACGGAUGCGAGGUACAGGAAGUACUCUAUAGUAGAGAUAGAAGCAGCAACAGAUUACUUUGCGGAUAGCCGUAAAAUCGGAGAAGGGGGAUAUGGGCCAGUGUAUAAAUGUUAUCUGGAUCACACACCAGUUGCAAUUAAGGUUCUCCGUCCAGAUGCAGCUCAAGGGAGAGAACAAUUUCAGCAAGAGGUUGAAAUAUUAAGCUGCAUCAGGCACCCAAAUAUGGUUCUCCUUCUGGGUGCAUGCCCAGAAUACGGUUGCCUUGUCUACGAAUACAUGGCUAAUGGAAGCUUAGAAGACCGUCUGUUCCGCCGCGGGAACACACCACCCAUACCUUGGCAGCACAGGUUCCGCAUAAGCGCAGAGAUCGGCACAGGCCUCCUCUUCCUGCACCAAACAAAGCCCGAACCAUUAGUCCACCGUGACCUCAAGCCCGCGAACAUCCUCCUGGACAGAAACUACGUCAGCAAGAUCAGCGACGUGGGCCUGGCACGCCUCGUCCCUCCAUCAGUUGCAAACAAUGUAACACAAUAUAGAAUGACCUCAACAGCCGGAACAUUCUGUUAUAUUGAUCCUGAAUACCAGCAAACUGGAAUGCUUGGUAUAAAGUCGGAUAUAUAUUCUCUCGGAAUUCUUUUGCUUCAGCUGAUUACAGCGAAACCACCAAUGGGGUUGACACACUAUGUGGAAAGGGCGAUCGAGAAGGGAACAUUUAGGGAAAUGUUGGAUCCAACAGUGGCAGACUGGCCGGUGGAGGAUGCCUGCCGGUUAGCGGAGGUGGCACUGAAGUGUGCUGAAUUGAGAAGGAAAGACCGGCCAGAUUUGGGGACGGUGGUUCUGCCUGAGCUUAAUAGAUUGAGAGCACUCGGAGAGGAGAAUCUGCAGUUUUGUGUCAUGGGGAGUAGCUCAACUGCAACGUCCUUUAGUGGGCAGUUUUCCAUGCCGGAUUUUAUGACUGACGCUAAUCCGACACAAUCUGGAUAUGAAAGCUCCAGAAGCCGAUCAAGUGCAUACUAUUCCUGACGGAUUGGGAGCAAAACCAAUUCAUGGCAGCUUUGUUACCACAUCGGAAAAGAGAAUUCUACCUUAAAUCUGCUUUUCACGGCCGAAUAGAUGUGCUUCUCAGCUGUUGGUUCUUUUCGUAGAGGCAAUAUUGGCUUAAGCAUGCGGAGGAGGAACAAAACUACCGAACUUCUGAAGCAAUAAAACGGCGAAGAAAGUUUAAUACGACUAUAUUUUUUAUUGAUUGGACUAAAGCUUACAUGAAAAGCAGUUGUAUAUCACAAUUACACCAAAAGCUAUAGGCAAAGAAGUUCUUUCUGUACAAACAAAUUCUAAUUUAAAUCGGUUGUAAACAAUGACAAUAUCUCUCUCUUUAAAUGAAUUAUGAGAUUGACAGGUUAUAUAAAAUAUAUGGUAAGAGAUGUAUAACUCACUAGAACACACUAAGAAGGCAAGUUGCAUCCCUACAAAUACAAAUAACUUGGCACAAUACUACAAGAGUUUGUACUAAAUUGCAUUUACAAGCAAUCCUCUCAUAAUUCUAUGGCAUAUUUCAUCAAACACCUUGUGUGCAAGAAUAGCUAAAGAAACAACAACACACUGGAUAAGACGACCUCAGCAGGGUACUAUUGGAUGCUUUUAAACUCAAAUAAUCAAUAAAUAUAUUAGUAUUUUGACAAUCAAAUAUGCUAUUUCAUAGUUGAAAGUAAACUGCAUCAUUUACUGCCACUUUACUUCCGAUAAUAGGGCAUCGAAAUUGGCGAUCGGUAUCGUUAAAUACG
Molecule: messenger RNA, 2801 nt
Organism: Ananas comosus (pineapple)
Lineage: Eukaryota; Viridiplantae; Streptophyta; Magnoliopsida; Poales; Bromeliaceae
Product: U-box domain-containing protein 51-like
Exons: 10
Coding region: 1-2040 (679 amino acids)
Biological process (GO): protein phosphorylation
Molecular function (GO): protein kinase activity; ATP binding
Source: RefSeq, a predicted model, not a curated record